AUAUAAUUCAAAUCCUGAAAUAAAAUACAUUUACGUUGCAUCGAUUUGCAAGUAGAAAACUACGCAAGCGGUCAGACAGUCGCCAAGGAGAAUCUAGCAGUCGCCUGUUUCUGUUUAAAUGACAUCUUAGGCAAGUCCGCGAUAUUCCCGUUUCUCGUCCUUAAAAUUUCCGAGGAUCGACUCCUACCUUACAUUAAACAAAUUGAAUCCCGUGCAGUUACUUUAUCCUAAGGUUUCACAAUACUCGAUAUAAAAUGCGUGAAAUUGUUCACCUUCAAGCCGGUCAAUGCGGCAAUCAAAUAGGUGCCAAGUUUUGGGAGGUGAUCUCAGACGAACACGGCAUCGAUCCCACAGGCACCUAUCACGGGGAUUCGGAUCUUCAGCUGGAGCGAAUCAAUGUUUACUACAACGAAGCCUCCGGACCGAAAUAUGUGCCGCGCGCGAUUCUGGUGGACCUUGAACCCGGCACGAUGGACUCCGUACGAUCGGGAUCUUUCGGACAGAUAUUUCGACCAGACAACUUUGUAUUCGGACAGUCAGGAGCCGGCAAUAACUGGGCGAAAGGUCACUACACCGAGGGCGCCGAGCUGGUCGAUUCGGUGCUCGACGUGGUGAGGAAGGAGGCCGAGAGCUGCGAUUGUCUUCAGGGCUUUCAGCUGACGCACUCGUUGGGAGGUGGCACCGGCUCCGGAAUGGGCACUCUGCUCAUCACGAAGAUCCGAGAGGAGUAUCCGGACAGGAUCAUGAGCACCUUCUCCGUCGUACCCUCCCCAAAGGUCUCCGACACCGUCGUGGAACCCUACAACGCCACCCUGUCGGUUCACCAACUGGUGGAGAACACGGAUCAAGCUUAUUGCAUCGACAACGAAGCGCUCUACGACAUUUGCUUCCGUACUUUGAAGCUGACUACUCCCACGUACGGUGAUCUGAAUCAUCUCGUCUCUGCUACCAUGUCCGGUGUGACAACCUGUCUAAGAUUUCCCGGUCAAUUGAACGCCGAUCUGAGGAAGCUCGCGGUGAAUAUGGUGCCGUUUCCUCGACUGCACUUCUUCAUGCCGGGUUUCGCGCCUCUCACAUCCCGAGGAAGCCAACAGUACCGAGCUCUCACCGUGCCGGAGCUCACCCAGCAGAUGUUCGACGCGAAGAACAUGAUGGCAGCUUGCAAUCCACGUCACGGACGUUACCUCACCGUGGCGGCCGUGUUCCGGGGCAGGAUGUCGAUGAAGGAGGUCGACGAGCAGAUGCUCAACAUCCAGAACAAGAACAGCCCGUACUUCGUCGAGUGGAUACCGAACAACGUGAAGACGGCGGUGUGCGAUAUUCCGCCUCGUGGCCUCAAAAUGUCUGCAACCUUCAUCGGCAACUCCACGGCCAUUCAGGAGCUGUUCAAGAGAAUCUCCGAACAGUUCACGGCGAUGUUCAGGAGGAAGGCUUUUCUUCACUGGUACACCGGCGAAGGUAUGGACGAGUUGGAAUUUAACGAGGCGGAAUCGAACAUGAAUGACCUGGUAUCGGAAUAUCAGCAGUAUCAAGACGCGACAGUGUACGAUGAAGAAAUAGAUGAGGAAGAAAUGGAGAAGUAGAAGAGGAAGAAGAAUUUGAACGAUCGCUCAUGCUUGCAAACUUUUGUGACGACUCUUUCUUUUGUAUCUGUCAUUUUUACCUUUUUUUUAAUCGUUUUACAGUAUUUUAUAUGCCGUUUAUGUACACACAUUUUGAGAAGAUAUCUCGAUUUAUACUGUUUUUGUGAAGUUUUUACAAUAAAUGAUACGUAGGCAGAAACGUUGAAUUGAAAGGUCUUUGGGUCGCGAAUUAAUUGACAACUUUUUCUGAGCACGCUAUAUUCCGAUCGUUUAGGAAAUCGCGCACGAUUUACUUCUCGUGCUGCUUGACAGCGGUAGUAUAUCAUCUCUAUCAGUUAAUGGCAUCGUUCAUUUAGCGUGAUAUAAAUACACGCGUUUCUUAAAUAAGACAAAUACGCUCACGGGCGUUUAGAGACGUUUGGUUCUCGUUAUCGAACUCGAUAUCAUCCUUCCAGCCAACUGACAUUGAUGAGACCAAGGCCUUGGCAAAAAUUGGCGAUCGCGCAUUAUCUCAUCGGUGCCCCGCGAGGGCAAACACUUUAUUAUCGCGUGCAAUAACGGAGAACGCCUGUUAUUGCGCGAGCUACUAUGAAGCUGCGACAAGCAAAGAUGCUGAACGAAUCCAGUGACAUAUUCGCGCGUGUCGAUUUCAAUACGAUUUCUGCUGCAACAUCGAUCUAAUAAUGCUUUCGCGAAAAAUUGCUAUCACAAUAAUAAAACGUUAUAAUCGCGUCAGAUAAUAAAUAUUAUACAAGUGAUUGUGGAAUGUUUUUUACGGAGAAAAGAUGAAGAAGCGUGAAAUGAUUGCGCGUUCUGUGACUAGAGGAAAAAUUGUUUUGUACAACACAGAUUGACAUAUCGCAACGAGAUUUUAUAUGAAAAGAAGCGGACGAGAAGUUCUUACGAAAUAAGUUCCAAGGGCAAAACGUGGAUUUGAUUCCGGAUAAUAUUAAAACUACAUGCGACAUAGAAAUGCCUAAUAGGGAAAUAUCUGCUACUUUACUGUCAAAUACAACUGCGAUUCAGUAGGUGUUUACGACGCUGCUCAAUGAUUUCUAAAUAAAUUUUAGAAGUAGAAGGUAUCUUCACUAUUACACUUCCGAAGGAAUGGAGAUAUCUGAAUUCGAGAGGGCUCAACAAACUUUGGAAUCCCU
Nylanderia fulva is the source of this 2737-nucleotide messenger RNA. RefSeq names its product tubulin beta-4B chain-like. Lineage: Eukaryota; Metazoa; Arthropoda; Insecta; Hymenoptera; Formicidae. Gene Ontology annotation, biological process: microtubule-based process. Gene Ontology annotation, molecular function: GTP binding; GTPase activity; structural constituent of cytoskeleton. Gene Ontology annotation, cellular component: microtubule. The record is from RefSeq and is a predicted model, not a curated record.